Molecule: messenger RNA, 9489 nt
Organism: Oncorhynchus tshawytscha (Chinook salmon)
Lineage: Eukaryota; Metazoa; Chordata; Actinopteri; Salmoniformes; Salmonidae
Product: SH3 and multiple ankyrin repeat domains protein 1
Exons: 28
Coding region: 757-7965 (2402 amino acids)
Cellular component (GO): postsynaptic density; dendritic spine; postsynaptic membrane
Molecular function (GO): ionotropic glutamate receptor binding; synaptic receptor adaptor activity
Source: RefSeq, a predicted model, not a curated record
AGAGAGAAUGUAUGUGAGAGAAGGUUGGAUGCAGGGAGAGAGAAUUGCAAGGGACAAGGAGAAGGAGAGUUUGUGAGAGGGAGGUAGAUUAUUGGGGGACAAGAGGAAAUAAGAAAGUGUGUGUUUGUGAGAGCGAGAGAGCGAGAGGGGUAGGAUGAGAGGGAGAGAGAGGGAUAGAAAGUCAGAAUAGAGAGUAACAAGAGCAGCUAGAGUGAGUGAGUGAGUGGAAAAUUGGGGUAAAGGGAGAGGGGGUAAAGUGAAUGAGUGAGAUCCACCUACCAGCUGUAGAGAGAGAGAAAGAGAAAGAGAGAGCAGGACUGUUUGAAUGAGCCACAUUGGAGAGGGAGAGUAUGUGAGUGUGUGUGCGAGGGAGAGAUGGAGACAGUGCUAUAGAGGGGGUAGGGCAGGUGAAAUGGUGUGUGCAUGUGUGUGAGAGAGAGGUUGUCAGAUCCCCCUCGAAGUAGAGGCUGCUGCUCAUUGCAGUUGCUCUGGGUCCCAUUAAUACUCAUUUAUAGAGUGGGAAGAGCUGAAAAUGUCAUUUUGAAUGGAGGGAAAAACAUUUGCUCUUUUUUUACCUUUCCUUAUUUGUCCUUCUGGAUCUUUACUCAUCUCCACUGGUCCUCCUUGCUCUCUUUGUGGGUGUAUAAAGGAGGUCACUGCGGAUACAAAGAAACAGAACACAGUCCAGUAAAAGCAUGUUUUUGGGGGUGAAGACAAUGUCGCACGGGACAGCCAUGUCACGUUGCCACGACAGCAAUGUCACCUGGCCCUCUCUGCAGUGACCCUGCACAGCGAAGGAUGCUGGGGAAUAGCAAACACUAUUAUCCCGGGGAGGACGACAAGUAUGGGGAGGAUGAGGAGGAGGAAGAGGAGCAGGGACGAGAGAACAGAAAGGGGGAGAGUAGGGAGAAGGAGAAUGGAGGGAUAGAAGGGCUCGAGGAGAUGGAGAUAAAGGGAGGCAGACAAUCACGCGAAGGUAAAUGGGAGGGAGGUAAACCCUCGGCCAUUGUGGUUGGAAGACAGAGAGGAGACCGGACACUGAGGCCAGCCAAUCCAAGAAAUAGAGGCAUCCCCUAUACAUCCAAUCAGGCUCCCCAAAAGCAGCAACACCAACUCAUCCCAGCCAAUCAGCAGCAGUAUCACCCGGCCCCGUCCACUCAGACCCAGAAGAGACGCGCUCACAUGGAGCGGAGUAUGACCACAGUGGCGCCCAUAGAGGACACUCACCUGACCAUGAUGGUGUUCCGCAUUGGAAUCCCUGACAUCAAACAGACAAGGUGUCUGCAGUUUGACCCUGACUUCACGGUGUGGAGUGCCAAGCAGCAGGUCGUCUGUUCGCUGAGCGAGCCACUGUGGGACAUCUACAACUAUGGCCUCUUCCAGCCCGCCGGAGAGGGACGAGACGCCAUGUUCCUGGAGGAGGAGCGCUGCCUCCGAGACUACCCACAGUCCUUUGAGAAAGGGGUGCCUUACCUGGAGUUUAGGUACAAGACCAGGGUAUACAAACAAACCAACCUGGAUGAAAAACUACUUACUAAACUGCACACCAAGGCGAGUCUGAAAAAGUUCAUGGACUACAUUGUGAGUGGAUCAUUAGAUAAGAUAUCAAAGGUCCUGGACAAAGGUCUCGACCCAAACUACCAUGACCCUGACAAUGGAGAGUCUCCCCUGUCUGUGGCGGUGCAAUCUGGUAUGACAGUGGAGGGGAUCAGGGCGCUCGUUCAAGGUGGGGCCCAUGUCGACUUCAGAACCAGAGAUGGACUGACAGCUGUACACAAGGCUGUCAAAGCACACAAUCAUGUUGCGCUGCUGGCUCUACUGUCCCUGGGAGCGUCUCCUGAUUACAAAGACAGAUGUUGCCUGACCCCGCUGUACCACUCAGUGCUGAUAGGUGGCGACACCUCCUGCUGCGAGACCCUACUCUACUACAGGGCCAGACUGGGAGUGAGAGAUGAAAACGGCUGGGAGGAGUCUCACCAGCUCAGGGAUGAAGAGGAAUUUGGAAUGCAAGAAAUACACAAGGCCUGCCAGAAUGGUUUUGCCCAGCACCUGGAGCACCUUCUGUUCUAUGGGGCAGAUACCACUUCUCAGAAUGCCUCAGGGAAUACUGCACUUCACAUUUGUGCUCUGUAUAAUAAGGAAAGCUGUGUUCGUGUUCUGCUCUACAGAGGUGCCAAUAAGGAAAUGAAGAACAAGCAUGGACAAACCCCCUUUCAGGUAGCAGUAAUGUCAGGCCAUUUUGAAAUCGGGGAAAUCAUCAAAAACCACAGAGAUGCAGAUGUAGUGCCCUUUCUGGAAUUCCCAAAGUAUGCUCCCAAAAGAGGAGAGAGUGCACGCGCAAUCCCUCUGCUCAUGGCUCACCCUCACCCCCACCCCCUUCUGCGUGCUAACAGUGAUAACAGCAUGACCCUGCCUGAUACCAUGGCCCUGCCCAACAAGGCUGCUAGAUCCAAUCCCAUCCCUGGACAGGGUCGCAGGGCCUCUGUAGGUGUGAGGAGCUCCAGCAGUCCCAGGGCCCGUACCCGCUCCCCAUCACGAGGAAGAGGAGGAGGAGGAGGACAGAGUGACACAGAGGAGAGGCAUCACAGCAAACCACAGCGCGGCAGACAGGGUGCGACCUCAACAACGGGUGGUGGUGCAGGGUCAGCUGGGGGUCAGAUGAGGCGUAUGUACAGUGCGGUUCCAGGGCGAGUGUACGUGGCCACGAGGGCCUACACUGCCCACGGAGACAAAGAGCUUAGCAUCAGCAAAGGAGACAAAGUCAAAGUGUUGAGUGUGGGAGAGGGGGGGUUUUGGGAGGGCACAGUGAAGGGUCGUACAGGCUGGUUCCCCUCAGACUAUGUGGAGGAGGUGGGUCCUCCCAUUAAGGACAAUCGAUCAGAGACGCGCAGUGAGAAAGCCAAGAGGAAGCUGUUUCGUAAUGUUACCGUGGGAGCAUAUGAUGGUGUGGAUGGCCCCAGUGACUACAUCAUUAAGGAGAAGACAGUGCUCCUGCAGAAGAAAGACAAUGAGGGCUUUGGCUUUGUGCUUCGGGGAGCCAAAGCCCAGACUCCUAUAGAGGAGUUCACUCCGACCCCAGCAUUCCCCGCGCUGCAGUACCUGGAGUCUGUGGAUGAGGGGGGUGUGGCCUGGAGGGCUGGUUUAAGGAUGGGGGACUUCCUUAUUGAGGUUAAUGGUCAGAAUGUAGUGAAGGUGGGCCACAGGCAGGUGGUCAACAUGAUCAGACAAGGUGGCAACGCUCUGAUGGUCAAGGUUGUCAUGGUGGCCCGCAACCCGGAGAUGGAGGAGACCAACCUCAGGAAGAAAGUCCCCCAGCAGGCUAAGAGGCUGACUCCUCCUGCCAUUGCCCUGCGCUCUAAAUCAAUGACAUCAGAGCUGGAAGACAUGGUGGAGAAAGCUGCCUCUCCAUGGAAAAAGAAAGCAGAGUACGAGUCCUCCCAGGUGCCUGAUAAGAAGAGGACAGUCUAUCAAAUGGCACUGAAUAAACUGGAUGAGAUCCUGGCGGCGGCUCAGCACACAAUCACAUCAGACGGACAGGGACAGCGGGGUCACGGAGGGAAGAGAGACCGAACCAAGAGCAUCGCCCCCAAUGAGCCAAGUCAUGACCAGUUGGUUGGUGUGAUGCCGCCUGGGUUUGGUUACAACCAGGGUCAAUAUCCCCCCGGCCAGCCUCAUGGAGUAAUGCUGAGGCAGAAAUCUAUUGGUGUGAUGGAGGAGGAGAAGCAGUACCUCCACAACCCGGCCAUGAAACUGGCCCGUAGUCUGUCAGAGGACAUCCCCCCUCCCCCCAACACAUCCGCCCCAGAACCCCCCUUAUCUGCUGACCCCCAUACUGUUUGGAGGGGGGAGCAGUCUGCCCCCCAACCUCCAUCCUCCCAGGCCCAGGCCCUCCUCACCCAGCAGCAGGCAGUCCACGCCACCCAGGCAGGCUGGGACAGGGGAGGCCCUGGCGGGGCCAAUCAACAGCACGGCAUGGCCCCGACCCUCCGAAGAGGAGGAGGACAAUACACAGGGGAGCCCCCAGAGGGGACGAAGAGAGGAGGGGGCAAAAUGGGGGUGUUGAGGAGGGGCUACAGUAGUGCUACUCCACCCACGAGUGCAGCUCCCAAAACUCAACAGCAGCCCCAGCAGCAGCAGCCCCAGCAGCAAGUGGCGACCCGGGAGAGGGGUGGAGGGGCAGGCAGGGGUGGGGGAGGCAGGAAGGGCGGGAGGGGCCCUCUAGUAAAGCAGACCACAGUGGAAGGUGGCCUCAGCAGGCACCACCGAGGGGGGCAAGGCCAGGGGGGUAAGCGCUCAGGAGCCAAAGAGAAGAGCUCCAUCCCCAUCCCCACCAUCAUCGUCAAGGCCCCCUCCACCAGCAGCGGCAGUGGCCGCAGCAGCCAGGGCAGCAGCGUAGAUGCCGAGCAUCCGCCUCCCGACAUAGGUGACCCUACCUCCGCAUCCGUAUCCGCCUCCCCCGACACCCCCACCACUCCCGGCCUGCCUUCCCCUGUGUCCCCCUUACCACCCCAGCCCCCUGUCUCUUCCGCCAUGCCCCCUUCGACUGUCGCCCCCCAGCUGCCCCCUAACAUGGAGAAUCUGGACUUCACUAACCAGUUCAGGGGGGCCUUCGUGGGGGCAGCGCGGCGGGACCGGGAACGUUUCCGUGACAUGAGGAGGAAGAGUGCUUCCUUCUUCCUCUCCUCCGAAGAGGACAUCCAAGGGGAGGCGGGGGGAGGUGGAGGGGUAUGGACCCAGCCCCUACAGGGGAUGGGGAUGGAUGUCCCCACCCCCCGCCUCCGCCCCUCCAAGUCCAUCGACGAGGGCAUGUUCUCUGGGGACAAUUACGUCCACUACGCCAGCAGCAUGCCCCCUGCCUUCGGGCUGCCUGAGUACCACUCCCCUGUGAUGGGCCAGGACGGCCAGCCCAAGUCCGCUCCCUCCAACUACGGCCCAGGUUCUCCAGCCACCACCUUCAUCCACCCUCUGACUGGGAAGGUCCUUGACCCCUCGUCCCCUCUGGGCCUGGCGCUGGCUGCACGGGAAAGGGCCCUCAAGGACGACCGGAGGACCCGGCGGGAGGAGCGGCACUUUGGCCGGCAGAUGUCCAGCGUGGGGGCAUUUCCUACCUCUCUCCCAUCCCCCACGCCGUCCCUGUUCCCCGCCACUACCUCCCCCGCCUCCCUGAGCCGUCCGCUGUCACCCAGGAUAUUACGCUUGGGAGGUGAAGGGGGAGGGGAGAGAGUGGAGAGGGACCAGGCGGCCGGAGCCAGAGAGGGCCUCAGAGUUCGCUUUUCAGAGGACAGAACCAACCAGUACCAGACCCAGUAUUAUCAACAGAGUCCUAGAGACAGGGAGCCACCUGGCCCGCCCAUGCAGCCGCCCGGCCCGCCGCCUCAGCCUGCACCCCGCAGACCCUCGUUCCUACAGAUGGAGAGCAGUGCAAACUCUAGCUACAUCCCCCAAUACCGCCUACCCGCAGCCCCAGCCCACCCACAUGAAGAUGAGGGAGAGGGAGGAGGAGGAGUGGGACUGGGGCUCAUGGUGCUUCCACCGCCCACCCCCUCUAUAGACAUAGAUGAUGAGUUUGUCUUUGUUGACCCCCUACCCCCUCCCUUGCAGUUUGCCAACGGCCAAGGCCAGAGAGAACUGCAGAGGGGAUACUCUCAACAGCAUCAACACUCAGCUCAACACGCCCCUCUCGCCUUGCCACCCCGCCACCCCCGCCACCCCCCCUCCCCUCCCCUAAAGUACCUCCACCAGAAGGCUUCGCCUCCAACGCCCCCUCCCUUCCCCCAAACUGGGGACUCUGCUGCCUCCAGCCUCACGUCCUACGACAGCGAGGUGGCCAACCUCACCCAGUCAGCUCUGUCUCCCUCUCUCACCUCGCCCCAAAUAUUCCCCCGUUCCUCCACCGCCACAGUCGCCUCCGUUUUACCCGCCCCCUCACUCCACAGACCCCAGCCCAUGUCCCAUGCACACCCCUUCUCCAGUGGCCCCAGCGUACCGGUUAACCCCGCUAAUACGGGGGCCCCUGUUCCCCCGAUGACCUUAGCACAGGACCGAGGCGCGGCCACCCUCACUACGACUGUGACCUACGCCACCACGAUGACCGUGACCGCCGCCGCCACCAGUACCACCGCCUCUGCGCCGUCUUCAGACUACAAUGUAGCUGGGACCGCCCCCAGAACCACCGUCAGUGCUGUUGACAAGGCAGGCGACCACCAACCCUCCAGGAUGAAGACUGGAGACUGGCAGACAGAGACAGUGGUGGACUCUGGGAUUGAGGAGCUGGACAGUAGCAGCGACCACCAUCUGGAAACGCUGGGAGUGAGCAGACUGAAGGGAGAGAGAGGAGGAGGAGGAGGAGGAGCGGAAGGGGAGAGAGUGGGCGGCGAGCACCCGGAUCCUUACUUGACUUACUCAGGUGGGCAAACGUUUGAAGUGCACCAUGCCAAACACACGGCCAACCCCCCUGUGUAUCCAAAGACGAUGCAGUACAAAGAGGGGGGCAUCAAGGACACAAGGGAAGCGUUGCGUCGACAGGCAAGCACCAAUCCGCCCUGCCAGAGCGUCCCACAACACCCCCAGAGACAGGCCAACCCAGAGGAGGAAGCCAGGAGAGGAGAGGGAGGAGCAGCGGACGAGAGGAAACAACGCAGACAGAGUCGACCCAAGAUGGAGGACAGCUUCGGUUCCACCUUGGCCGCCUGUCUUGAGCGGCCCAACACCCUGGAGCCAAGACCCUUGUCCUGGAGCGAGGGGGUCGACCCAGGGCAGGGCCUGGAGCGAGGCGGGGGUGGGAUGUCUGUGGAGGGGCGCAGGCUGCACUCACCCUUAUCGGGAGUAAAGGCCAGCAUCAUCAACGAGCUGAGCUCCAAACUGCAACAGAUGAGCAAUAAGAGCACCGAGGACUGGAGUCAGUCUGAGAUGCAAGGUCCGAGUCCCAUUAAUCCGAGGUCGCCCACAAUGCAAAGAUAUUCAGGGGAUUUCUCUGCCUCGUUUCAGAGCCCCCCCACAGGUCACUCCACUUCCCCCUUACCCACCUCCUCCCCGCAGCAUCGCCCGUCAAUCUUCACCCCCAAUCUCACUGCCACCCCGUCCGGCUCGCCAUCCCACCAGCCCUCACUCCAGCCUAACUGGAUCCACUCCCCCUCUCCCCAGAUGCCCACCUCCCCCUCUCACUCCUCCCACCCUCCUCUCUCCCCCACUUACUCCCCCUCACAAUCCCACCCUCCUCUCUCCCCCACGUACUCACCGUAUCCCACAUCCCCCAAACAUCGCACUAAGUACCGUGGAGCCAAGAUUUUUGACUUCCAGUGUACCCCUGGUCCAGAGCUGAGGUCAUCUAUGUCCCGCCGGCGUGCCCCCAGCCCCCUCAUCUACUCCACAAACUGCCCCAGCCCCGCCCCUCCCAGACCCUCCUCCCUCCCCAUCCUUCCCAGCACCCCUGUCUACAACACCCCCUUUGAGUUCCCCAUUCCCCUAACUCUCUCAUCCCCAGGUCACACCCUAGGAGACCCCUACAACCCCUCCACCUCUCCUCUCUUUCCCACAUCCCCACAACCUCCCAGCGCCUUCUUGGUCUCCCGCUCCCUCUCCCCCACCCAGUUACUCUCCGGCGCAUCCUCACCCUCCAUGCACCUGCCCCCCUCUCCAUCCUGCCUCAACUACCCCCACCUCACCCCUCCUCCACCAGCCAAGCCCUUCGCCAUCAAGCCCCUGUCCUACUGGACCAAGUGGGACGUGGCUGACUGGCUUUCCUACUUGAACCUGGGGGAGCACAGGGAACGUUUCCUGGAUAACGAGAUUGACGGCUCCCACUUGCCUUCCCUCACCAAGGACGACUUCCUGGACCUGGGGGUGACGCGCGUCGGCCACCGCAUGAACAUCGAGAGAGCGCUGAAGAAACUGACUGACAGGCUGUUCUCUCCCAUGCAUGACCCUAGCCCCUCCCCUGAGCCACAGGCAGAGAGUGAAAGAUGAGGUGACUCAGGGCUCAGAGAAAGACAGAGAAACACACAGACCGAGAUGAGUUCUAUAGAAGACCAUUGGACACAGACUGUGAGCUGGACAAAUGGCGUAAAGGAGCACGACGGAAAAGGCUUAAACACACCAGGAGAGAUUUGUUAUGAGUGGAGGACAAUUGUCUAUUUACACCCACUGUACAACUACUGAUAAAUAGGCUUUUAAUGAACACAUGGACACAGACAGACACACACACACACACACACACACACACACACACACACACACACACACACACACACACACACACAGACAUUUGACUGGUGAUUUUCACACUCCAUCUGCUGCCUGGCGGUUACAGUACUGGGAGAAAUGCUAAGAAGAAUCUUGAGAUUGUAAUGCUGCUACCCAUACAGAGAUGGUAAGCCCAUGGAUAUACUAAAGGUGGUGGUUGGGUACCUCUAAUAAACAAUACAGGCCCUAUUCUUAUCCUGAAAUUCAUGCGCAAACUCUGACGCGCAAUUAGAGCGUGGGAUUGGAAGCUGUUGUUGGAAUGUCUAAAAGUCCGAAUAUGGUCCUAAAAUGGAAAAGUACAUGACAUUUUAAGUUAAAGUAAACAGUUAAAAAAAAAAAGAAGUAAAAUAGUGGACUUUUUAUACUGAGGUCAGUUUAUGCCCUGAUUCCCUAGUGAUUUCCCAACAAGCUUUCUACUUAUUUUACUAACUCUGAGUAACAAUAUAGCUUACAUGUAAAAAUGGAUUCACAGAUCCAAAUCAUUAAUUUGUUUCGUACCAAGUGCUGAUUGCAAUCCUUCAUUUCAAACGGACCAGAGUAUUAUUGAUAGUUAAUCAUCUGGAUCUGUGUGUAACGACGAAUACUCAAAAAAUAUUCAAAACAUAGAGUCGUAAUAUGUCAUUUUUACUAUGAUAGUUAUUAUCUUUAGAAAGGCCGUCCGGAGUAUGUAGGAGAGGUACAGAGGAGUUGGUUGUUUUUUCCUGAGACAUGACUGUAUUGGAGUCCACAGCCAUGACUCAGGGUUAUGCUUAUGAACUCAUGUCAUUUUACACUACAAAAGCUGUUUGUCAUUCAUUCAUGAUGACGAUGUUUAUGACUGUACCAGGGAUGUGAGUGUCUUUUGUCCCAUGUCGACUUUCACACACACACACACACAGGUGCAGCGAUCAAACAAAAAAAAGGGCUUUUACUGCGCGUCUGUCAGUCUAUACGGUAUGUCUGGUUCCCUAAGGCCUUCUCCCUCUGUGAGUGUGUGUCUGUUUGUGUCAAUCUGUUUGUCAGCCUGCCUGGUUACUCAUGAUCCUUUCCCCACCCUCUGUCCCUCUCUCAUAUGCCUUCUCCACAACUCAACGCCAGUUUUCUAACGGUUCCCGAAAAUGUAGAGAUGUAUAUUUUGCACCAGUUGACAAUCCUAACUUUGCCCUAUUUCAUAAACUCCUCUCCAGGAUCUCAAGAGAAACCUUUUUCAGAUCCACACAUUUCAGAAGAACACGUUCAGACACACACAGAGACACACACACAGAGACA